Molecule: messenger RNA, 1238 nt
Organism: Mucor mucedo
Lineage: Eukaryota; Fungi; Mucoromycota; Mucoromycetes; Mucorales; Mucoraceae
Exons: 2
Coding region: 122-1183 (353 amino acids)
Source: RefSeq, a predicted model, not a curated record
UGUGAAAAAAUAAUUAUAAAAAAAUGUUUUUAUUUACUUUUAGCUUAAGAGUCGGAGUUACUAGUGAAUAUAAAUAUGAGGUUUGUUUUGCAGAGAAAGAAACAUCAAUCAAUAAUAACAAAUGAAGCAAGCAAUUGUGAUUACUAAUGUGGACUCUUUACUCGGAUAUGCACUUGCCUAUCGUUUUUUGGAAGACUGGAAUCGAUCAAGUGAUAAGGACAAGACAGAAUUUCGUUUGGCGUGCUGUAAAAAUGAAGGCUUGCACGAUUUGGAACGCUUAGGAGGUCAAAUCUAUGAGAUGGGAGACUACGGAGAUGAAGACGCUAUGCAUCAUUUGAUGAAGAACGUGAUUUAUGUUCUCUUUGUGCCUACCAAUACAGAAAAUCGUAUGAAGGAAGGAGAGGCCGUCUUGAAAUCUGCACACAAGGAAAAGGUGGAUUAUUUGGCAAUGUUCUCAUUUUUGGGCUUAGAUGGCUUGGAAGGCUUGGAAGAAAACAAGAUGAAGCAUUUAAAUCAGAUGCUUCAGUUGGAAAAGAAAGUACCCGAUUACUUUGACAAGAAGAGUUAUUGCAUCAUUCAAUCCGCUAUGUGGAGCCAAUUCUUUUACUUUUUUGGGCCAAUGAUUGAAGAUCUUAAUGAGAUUCGACUGACUGUUCAUAAGAAGACCAAAUGGGGUACGGUUGAUUUAGGAGAUUUAGUUGAUGCAGUCUAUAAUUUAUCAGACCCUAGUGGAGUUGAGCAGACAGGAAAAGAGAGUUUAGGCCAAUUGUACGUUUCCAACCUAAAGAAAAAGAAUUGCACCUUAUUCCAAUUCACGCCACGUCAUAACUUCUCAGCUGAGCAACUUGUUCAUGAUGCUAGUCAAGGUCUGGAGCGUAGUGAGGAUAUGACGUACGAAAAGACAGAUGCUAGCAGAUUGAAGGAAUAUUUGCGUGGCAUUCAGAAUGAUAAUCGCUUUAGGGAAAGACCUCAUCAUCAUACUAUGGAUCGUCCUUAUACUUUCCCACUAGGCCGUUACCUGAAGGAAGGCGUGAUUGAAACGUUGAUGGAAUAUUUGGAUUUCAUUGACAAGGGAAAAGCUGAUAUCGAGACUAAUCAAUUAGCUGAUGCUCUCGGUCGUGAUCCUCAGGAUGUACGUCACUUUUUCAAAGACAACAGAGAUCAAUUCCGCCAUCUUCGUUAAAGUUUCUUUCGUGCCCUACCACGCCUCCUUUUUCAAGCACAUUAAACCCCCUUUU